Molecule: messenger RNA, 3001 nt
Organism: Coregonus sp. 'balchen'
Lineage: Eukaryota; Metazoa; Chordata; Actinopteri; Salmoniformes; Salmonidae
Source: the annotation of a GenBank genome assembly
AUGAGAGGAGGAGAGCGGGAGGAGAUGAGAGAGGAGGAGGGAGAGGAGGAGAGGAGAGGAGGAGGAGAUGGGAGAGGAGCGGUGGGGAGAGGGAGGAGGAGGAGGGAGGAAUCAGGAGGAGAGGAGGAGGAGAGAGAGAGGAAGAGAGGAGGAGGAGAGGGAGGGAGGAGGAGAGGAGGAGGAGGAGAGGAGGAGAGAGCGACGGGGGGGAAGGGGAGGGAGGGGAGGAGGGUGGGGGAGAUCGCGAGGAGGAGGAGUAGGAGGCGUGAGAGAUGAGACGUGGGAGAGUGAGGAAGAGUUCAGAGAGAGAGGAGGAGGGUUAGAGAGAGGAAGUGGAGAGGAGAUGAGACAGGGUGACGAGUGAGUGAUAGAUGAGAGAGUAUGAGGAAGAUGCAUCUGUUGUUGUAUAAUGCUGUAUCUUUCUUGAGUUAAGAACAUUCUAGAAGUCCUCCUUGGUCCUUUGAGUCCUAAUGACACCCUAUUCCCAUAUAGCCUGGGGCACUCCAUUCCCUAUAAGGCAUGGGGCUGUCAUUGCAGGGAAUGGGCUGCCAUUUGGGACGCAGCCAUGGACGGACACAUCUGGAGAGGCUGGAGAGCCACGGGUACACGGGUUGCCAAGCAACUAGGACUGAGCUUGUCUGAGGGUCGGCCGGUGCAGGUGGCUGGAGUGUGUGUGUGUGUGUGUGUGUGUGUGUGUGUGUGUGUGUGUGUGUGUGUGUGUGUGUGUGUGUGUGUGUGUGUGUGUGCCGGUGGGUACAGAAGGCAGUGUAUUAGUAUUGUGUAAUGAACUCAGCAGGUUGGUCCUCUAUGAACACUACUAGAUAAUAAUGUAGAACACCCAACCAUUCAGUUUGGCUGCUGUUGCUAGGCAGGUUUAUUGGCCAAUAUCAGAGCCUGCUUGUAUUGCCUUAUGAUGGUGCAAGUCUUCUGUCUUAGAAAAUAGUUUGUUACUAAAGGCCUUUUAUUCAACAACUAUGUUGCGGUCUUUUCGUCCGAAUUCCGAAAAAAUACAGAUUAUGAUUUUGAUGCAUUUAACAUUCACACCAACUGUCUCUAAAACAGUAACCUCUAGUAUGAUCUCUAAUACAGUAACCUCUAGUGUGAUCUCUAAUACAGUAACCUCUAGUGUGAUCUCUAAUACAGUAACCUCUAGUGUGAUCUCUAAUACAGUAACCUCUAAUGUGAUCUCUAAUACAGUAACCUCUAGUAUGAUCUCUAAUACAGUAACCUCUAGUAUGAUCUCUAAUACAGUAACCUCUAGUAUGAUCUCUAAUACAGUAACCUCUAGUGUGAUCUCUAAUACAGUAACCUCUAGUAUGAUCUCUAAUACAGUAACCUCUAGUAUGAUCUCUAAUACAGUAACCUCUAGUAUGAUCUCUAAUACAGUAACCUCCAGUAUGAUCUAUAAUACAGUAACCUCUAGUAUGAUCUCUAAUACAGUAAUCUCUAGUAUGAUCUCUAAUACAGUAACCUCUAGUGUGAUCUCUAAUACAGUAACCUCUAGUGUGAUCUCUAAUACAGUAACCUCUAGUAUGAUCUCUAAUACAGUAACCUCUAGUAUGAUCUCUAAUACAGUAACCUCUAGUGUGAUCUCUAAUACAGUAACCUCUAGUGUGAUCUCUAAUACAGUAACCUCUAGUAUGAUCUCUAAUACAGUAACCUCUAGUAUGAUCUCUAAUACAGUAACCUCUAGUAUGAUCUCUAAUACAGUAACCUCUAGUGUGAUCUCUAAUACAAGUGACCUCUAGUAUGAAUCUUCCAAUACAGUAACCUCUAGUUGAUCUCUAAUACAGUAACCUCUAGUAUGAUCUCUAAUACAGUAACCUCUAGUAUGAUCUCUAAUACAGUAACUCUAUUGAUCUCUAUACAGUACUCUAGUAUGAUCUCUAAUACAGUAACCUCUAGUAUGAUCUCUAAUACAGUAACCUCUAGUAUGAUCUCUAAUACAGUAACCUCUAGUUGAUCUCUAUACAGUAACUCUAGUUGAUCUCAAUACAGUAACCUCUAGUAUGAUCUCUAAUACAGUAACCUCUAGUUGAUCUCUAAUACAGUAACCUCUAGUAUGAUCUCUAAUACAGUAACCUCUAGUAUGAUCUCUAAUACAGUAACCUCUAGUGUGAUCUCUAAUACAGUAACCUCUAGUAUGAUCUCUAAUACAGUAACCUCUAGUAUGAUCUCUAAUACAGUAAUCUCUAGUAUGAUCUCUAAUACAGUAACCUCUAGUAUGAUCUCUAAUACAGUAACCUCUAGUAUGAUCUCUAAUACAGUAACCUCUAGUAUGAUCUCUAAUACAGUAACCUCUAGUAUGAUCUCUAAUACAGUAACCUCUAGUAUGAUCUCUAAUACAGUAACCUCUAGUAUGAUCUCUAAUACAGUAACCUCUAGUAUGAUCUCUAAUACAGUAACCUCUAGUAUGAUCUCUAAUACAGUAACCUCUAGUAUGAUCUCUAAUACAGUAACCUCUAGUAUGAUCUCUAAUACAGUAACCUCUAGUAUGAUCUCUAAUACAGUAACCUCUAGUAUGAUCUCUAAUACAGUAACCUCUAGUAUGAUCUCUAAUACAGUAACCUCUAGUGUGAUCUCUAAUACAGUAACCUCUAGUAUGAUCUCUAAUACAGUAACCUCUAGUAUGAUCUCUAAUACAGUAACCUCUAGUAUGAUCUCUAAUACAGUAACCUCUAGUAUGAUCUCUAAUACAGUAACCUCUAGUGUGAUCUCUAAUACAGUACCUCAGUGUUUAUUCCUUUAUUGAUUCAGACUUUUCAGUGUGUCUGCUGUCCUCUCAGGUGAUUUCAAUCAGAACCUCUGUUGUCCACAAGAUAGUUUCUACAGUACUUGUUGAUUUGUUAAGACUCUUUAUGAUCUACAUCUGCUGGUUCCUCUCCUGCCUCUCUCAGUAACCCUGCUGCCCAUCAGAACCUCUGUUCCAAACACGCAUAACCCUGAGCCACUCUAUCGUACCUGGUCAUGUACAGACCGUAGAGACUCAACAGGGAUUGAG